UCUCGAGACUAGUUCAUGCGAUUCUCACCCGCUCAACCGACCACCGAGGUCCUGAAAUUCAGCCUUUCCCUCCACCUACUUUCGAGGUCCGACUUCGCUCACUUCAGCUUCGUUAAAUAAACGUCGAUUGAUCUGGCGACCGUAGAAUAUUUCCAACCGUCAGCCUGUAUUCAUUCUAAGAGUGGUAGAUUGCCAGUCGAUAAUCCGCCAGACUUGUAGGCCGAAUCUGUUUCGAUGAAGUCGUCGUGGAUCAAGGCGAGAGCCGCUCUCUCAGUACCGCUCUCCGCCGGCCUGCACCGCUGGAACAACAACGCCGCUACGAUGCCUCACAGCGUGGCCUUUCGACCAUGCUCGUCCAAUAGCCAAGCUAUCAUCCGGCUAGCCGCGUCAUCUCCGUGCGGAUCGACGCACCGAUCCUCGUCCGUUAACCGUCCGUCGCUCUGCACGCUACAGCCCGUCGCACAGCCGCGAUCGUCGCAUGUCGCUGGCUCUCGUGCAGUCCGCCUCGCGACCUCUCUCUCCAGCUCCUUCCUCCACCCCGCCGGCUCAGCCGGCGUCCCGAUCGCUGCCGUCCCCUGCCGACCUCCAAGACAGCAGCUGACCGUCGCAAGCGGCGCCGCCAGUGCCGGCCAAUCGGCUGUGCCUCGCGAACCGCAACGAGCCGCCGGUGACGUGUCAGUCCCUUCCGGCAAUGGCGGAGUUUCGGAGAUUUACACAUCAAUCAGAGAGGAGGUCGAGGGAAGCAUUUGGCAGGGAGGGAAGAGGCAGCGAGUGGCGUCCGGGGUGGCGUCCGUGGUGGAGGAGGAGGUGGUGGUGGUGGGAGACGUUGCUGCAGGUGCAGGCAGGAGCCAGCAGAGCUACGUGCCGCUGGAGCCCACUCCCAUGGUGCAGGAAGCCUGGGACCUCCUCAACGCGUCCGUCGUUCACUACUACAAUCAACCCGUGGGCACGGUGGCAGCGUCCGACCCCACGUCCACCGCGCCGCUGAACUACGACCAGGUGUUCAUCCGCGACUUCAUCCCGUCCGCGCUCGCCUUCAUGCUGUCGGGCCACCACGAGAUCGUGCGCAACUUCCUGCUCUACACGCUGCAGCUGCAGAGCUGGGAGAAGACGGUGGAUGCGCACAGGCCAGGCGAGGGGCUCAUGCCGGCGAGCUUCAAGGUGACGCAGACCCCCGUGGAGGACAGCGCCGCUACAGGCGGGGCCGCCUACGAGGAACACCUCGACCCCGACUUUGGCGAAUCCGCCAUCGGCCGCGUGGCGCCCGUUGACUCUGGCCUGUGGUGGAUCCAGCUGCUGCAGGCGUACGGGCGGUGCACGGGCGACCUGUCCCUGCAGCAGCGCGUGGACGUGCAGACAGGAAUAAAGCUGAUCCUCAAGGUGUGCCUGGCGGACCACUUCGACAUGUUCCCCACGCUCAUCACCACCGACGGCUCCUGCAUGAUCGACCGGCGCCUGGGGAUUCACGGGCACCCCCUGGAGAUCCAGUCCCUGCUGUAUGGCGCCCUGCGUGCUGCACGCGACAUGCUGAUCCCAGAGGGCGACAGCAUCGACCUCAUCCGCGCGGUCAACGCGCGCCUCACCGCACUCUCCUUCCACAUCCGCCAGUACUACUGGCUGGACCUCCCCCGCCUCAACACCAUCUACCGCUUCAAAACCGAGGAGUACUCGCACGACGCCGUGAACAAGUUCAACAUCUACCCCGACCAGAUCCCGCCCUGGCUCAUGGACUGGAUCCCCGACCGGGGGGGCUACUUUGUGGGGAAUGUGCAGCCGGCUCAUAUGGACUUUAGGUGGUUUGCGCUGGGGAAUUUGUGGGCGAUUGUGAGCAGCCUGGCGUCGCACGCGCAGGCGGAGGCGAUUCUGGACCUGAUGGAGGAGAAGUGGGAGGAGCUGGUGGGCGGCAUGCCCAUGAAGAUCUGCUUCCCCGCGCUGGAGAAUGGCGAGUGGCGGAUCAUCACUGGGGCGGAUCCCAAGAACACCGCAUGGUCGUACCACAACGGCGGCUCAUGGCCCGUGCUGCUGUGGCCCUUCACUGCUGCGUGCCUCAAGAUGGGGCGCCCUCAGCUGGCACAGCGGGCCGUGGAGGUGGCUGAGAGGCGCCUGCAGGCUGACAGAUGGCCCGAAUACUAUGACACCAGGCGCGGGCGGUUCAUCGGCAAGCAGGCGCGGCUGCACCAGACGUGGAGCAUAGCGGGCUACCUCACCUCCAAGCUGCUGCUGGCCAACCCGCAUGCCGUGUCGCUGAUAGCAGCUGACGAGGACUGGGACAUCAUCAACGCCUCCACCACCCUCCUCGCCUCCAACCCCCGCCGCCGCCGCCACAGACCAAACCCCCUGCCCUCGCCGCUCUUCUGAAGGCUUGAUGAUUGACCUCGUCGUCACUGUGCUUAUCGGAAGGCAUAUUGUGUAUAUUUGGCGGUUUUCCAAGCGUCUCCAUCUCCAAGGGUAUUCCUUCAUUUGUUCUUUGCCUCUUCAAGUUUUGUGUUGUUCAGCCUCAGUGCGCAACGCACUUGGAGGAUUGAAGUACCUUAUUACAAUGUGUGUCGAGCCAAUGUAUGCCAACCGAUGCGAUGUUUCAUUUUUGCUUAUUAAUCAUAUUUUUGGUUCUGGUG
Molecule: messenger RNA, 2615 nt
Organism: Closterium sp. NIES-67
Lineage: Eukaryota; Viridiplantae; Streptophyta; Zygnematophyceae; Desmidiales; Closteriaceae
Source: the annotation of a GenBank genome assembly